AUGCCUCCUCAUCAGGGUGCUCGCCAGCGCGAACUGCACCGCUACUAUCAACCGUGGCUUGAGACUUUCAUCAGCACCCUCGAGGAGACUUCCAUCCCCCCACCCCAAAUCCCUCGUCGUGCUGACUCUCACUCGCACCAACCACGUUCCUCGCGGGACAAGGCCUUGACUGCCUUUGCUCAGUUGGGCUGCCUGCGCCUGAAUGCGAAAAGAGGCGUCGUCACUUUGAUCGAUUCAGAAAAACAAUUCAUCAUAGCCGAAGCUACAAAGUCCCUUUCUCUCCUCGACGAUGAUCAGCAUGUCCCUGGCGAUGAGCUGUGGUUUGGGAACUCCUUCGUCGCGCGGGCGCAAGGCGUAUCCCAGGAUGCCAUGUAUCCUGAAACAUGCACGAUCAAAGACCCGAACGGCUCUACCUUCUCCGCACCCGCCCUAAUCGUCAACGACAUAUCUCAACAUCCUGCUUACCAAACCCGUGGCUAUGCUGGCGCUGGCAUUAGCUUCUACUGUGGCGUUCCGUUGAAAACUCGCCUUGGACACGUAAUUGGUGUUUACAAUGUCACAGAUGAUAAACCGCGCGAUGGUCUUUCUCUUGAUGAACUUCGUUUUAUGGUCGACAUGUCCACCAUAGUUAUGGACCACCUCGAGGCGGUUAAGAACGAUCGUGCCCGUGCUAGGGGCGAGCGCCUUAUCCAUGGCAUUGGCACAUUUAUAGAGGGUCAGGCUACUGGCAGUGUCUAUGACUCAGAGGAGGACGAGGAGUCUGCAAGCCUACCAACUGCAGUCGGUCUACCCAGCCAUAAGGACCCAAACCAGACCUCAUCAUCAAACCCACCACGCCAAUGGAUGUCGGAAGAGGUGGUCCCAACGAUCAAGAAUUUUAAAGGAUUGGAGAUUGGCGAUGCCAAUUUCCCCGACAAUGAUCACAUGCGCUCUGCUUCCAGCCGCCCGGACCGUCGCCCGCCUCACAAUCGUACUAACAGUCAAAGAGUUGCUUCUACAAGGCGAGCCUCCGUACCUGUGCCAGACACCGAUCACUCAAACGAGCACCAAAGCAUCGACUCCCACGGAAUACAGCUCGAUCCCAAGAAAAAGGUUUUGACGGACCCCAGUCAAGUCUUUGAUCGCGCUGCAGCUAUCUUAAGAUAUUGUCUCUCUGCUGAAGGUGUGACUUUCCUUGACGCAAGUGCCGCCAAUUUAAGCCCUGGUUCUGCGGUAGCCCACGACGUCAAUUCGUACGCCACCAUGAGACACGCUAGAGGCCAGCCUAGAGCUCGUGACAGACUUCGCAAAGAAACCCGUUCUGGAGGUGAAACCACAACGGAAACAACUUCGCACGAAUCAAGCGACUCCGCCAAUGCGUCUCAAGAUUUACGUCCGAGCAACACUUCCGUCAGCUUACGCAAGGGAAGUAAAAAGUGUCAUGUCCUAGGUAUUUCUGGCAAGCUGCGUGCUCCGCAGGUCCCGGAACAGCUCUUGCGCCGCCUUGUGCGCCGCCAUCCUGAAGGGAAAUGUUACGCUUUCGACACAGCUGGCAACCUAGCAUCAAGUGAUGAGAGUUCUGAGUCUGCUUCCAUAUUAUCUGAAGUCGUGGUUGAUGUGCACGGAGCAACCCAGGUUGCUGCCAUGUUUCCUCACCGACCAAAUGCUUUGCUCAAAGCAUUUCCUGGUGCCAGAAACAUUGUGCUGCUGCCGUUAUGGGACUUUGCUAAAGAACGAUGGCACUCGAGUCUCGUGAUCUGGUCUAGGGAUCCGGCGAAGCUCAUAAAUGUUGUGGACGAUAUGGCCUACCUAAAAGCCUUUAGUAAUGCAGUCAUGAACGAAGUGAACCGCAUCAACCUUGCCCUGUCCGACAUUGCAAAGGCCACAUUUGUGGCAAGCAUUUCCCAUGAAUUACGCUCUCCACUGCACGGCAUCUUAGGAAGCAUCGAAUUUCUUCAUGACACUCCCAUGGAUGAUUUCCAGGCCACUUUGCUCGUCUCUGUCGAAACUUGUGGCAAGACUCUCCUUGAUACUGUCAAUCAUGUAUUGGACUAUGCUAAAAUAAACAACUUGGCGCAGCACAACUCUCGACAACUUGGUCAUCGUCGAAAUGAGGGUAAACCACAAGCAUCUAAUUCUGAUAGUAGCCUGACCAGCAGCUUCAAUUUAGCACAUAUCGUGGAAGAGGUGGUUGAAGCUGUAUAUGCUGGUCAAGUCUUCCGCUCGACCCAAGCCGACGUUUUGGAAGGAAGAGGUAAUCCUCGAUCCUCCAGCGAACGUGCUAUUGAAGCCCGAAAGAACUUAAAAGACAAUGAUCACUUGGCAACGUUGGCCAAAGAACGCAGUGUGAAUCUUACACUUGAUAUCAGCAAUCACCUCGAUUGGAAGGUCAAUUCUCAACCUGGUGCGAUUCGACGAGUGGUGAUGAAUAUCCUAGGUAACGCUUUAAAGUAUACCACUACAGGUAGCAUCAAUGUGUCACUCAAGCCAGAUGAAUAUCAUCGAAAAGAAGACGCUCGUGUACACGCUCUGAUCUCCGUUACAGAUACAGGCAGAGGCAUGUCUGAUGACUAUGUCCAGAACCAUGCGUUCACAGCAUUCUCUCAGGAAAAUUCUCUGUCUAGUGGUACUGGGCUCGGAUUGAGUAUUGUUCGGCAAAUCAUCGAUUCCCUGGGAGGCAGGAUUAAUCUAAAGAGCGAGAAGAAUGUCGGAACUGAAAUUGAAAUCUCACUGAGUCUACCGAAUGGGGAGGACGGUGAUAUUGACGAGCGGGGAGACAGUAUUCUCGGUCAACUGCAAACGAAGACUGACGGUCUUGAACUUACCAUACUCGAGCCGCAAAUCAAAAAAGCCGCAAAUCAAGAAAUUCCCGCACGUGGACUAUCUGAGAUGCCAACGGUCGGAGAUUCGGUCAAGCAAAUGCUGGCCAGUUGGUUCAAGAUGAAAAUUACCACAUCACCAAGCAUGCACAACAAAUCACCAAAUUUCUUCAUGUACUUGGAACCCCCUCCGAUCAGUUGGCUGAUCGAAAGUCACGGAACCCCUGGGGGCAAUGCCGAGAUUCCCGUGCUCAUUAUCUGUACCAAUGCUUUUGAAGCCGCUAGUUUGCGUUCAAAAGGUAUUCAUCACCUAACCGACAUUGGUAGAAUAAUUGAGGUAAUCCCCCAACCACUUGGCCCGCAAAAGAUGGCCAAUGCCUUGUUGCGAUGUAUGCAACGACUCAAAAUGCUUGACACACCUAGUAUCGCGCAAUCCACUGAGCAUGUCCCAAUGACAGCAGGCCAGCAGAACAUCCAUGAUACCUUGGCUAGAGCUCCACAGACCUCUUACACACGUCAAGGUCAAAUUGGCCGCGACUGGCAGCUUUCAAAGCAGGGAAGCUACGAACGAAAGCCAGAUGGUGAACUUUCUCCAAGAAAAGGGCGGACAGAUCAAACCAAUUCGGAUGCACAACUCAACGAUGAGAAACGUACCUUGCCGCAUGUCUUAGUCGUCGACGACAAUCAAAUCAACUUGAGUCUCCUUGUGGCCUUUGUGAGAAGGACCACCCAUCCCUUUGACAGUGCUACCGACGGUGCUAAAGCUUUGACGGCCUAUAAGAAGAGUGCAACUGAGGAGGGAGGUGCCAAUAGGUUCAAGUUCAUUCUGAUGGACAUCUCUAUGCCUGUGAUGGAUGGAAUCGCAUCCACAAAAGCCAUUCGACAAUUUGAGAGAGACAACAAAAUCGCACCCCCUGCCACUAUUAUUGCGUUGACCGGACUGGGCAAUGAGGAAGCUCAGCAAGACGCCUUUAGUGCUGGAUUUGACCAGUUCCUCUCAAAGCCUAUCAAAUUCAAAGAUCUGCAGAAGAUGCUCAUUUGA
Molecule: messenger RNA, 3840 nt
Organism: Exophiala bonariae
Lineage: Eukaryota; Fungi; Ascomycota; Eurotiomycetes; Chaetothyriales; Herpotrichiellaceae
Exons: 2
Coding region: 1-3840 (1279 amino acids)
Biological process (GO): phosphorelay signal transduction system; phosphorylation
Molecular function (GO): phosphorelay sensor kinase activity
Source: RefSeq, a predicted model, not a curated record